AUGACGAACGUCCCGCUUGGUCCUGGAGGCUGGCACUACGACUUGGGCCACCGCAUUUGCAUCACGGGGCUGGGGGCGAAGGCGACCAAGACCCGCCUCCAGGCGGCUUUUGGGGAUUACGGCCACAUCAUCAAGAUCGAGACGCCCCUCAACGGGACGGCAGUGUACAUCUCCUAUAAGGACAAGCGUGAUGCUGAGGAUGCAGUGAAGUAUAUGGAUGGGGAGAAGCUCGACGGAACGAAGAUCACGGUGUCACGGGCUGACAACCGGCCACCAAUCAGGGGAAAGAAGGAUGAGGCUGCGGCCCCAAAGAAGGAUGAAAAGCGAGAGGAGGAAAAGGAAAGAAAGCGGCCAGACACAAAGCCCGCGCCUCGAGAACGAAGCAGAGGCCGGGACCGAGACCGCGACCGAGACCGCGACCGUGGAAGGCGGAGCCGCCGGGUGAAGUCCAAGAGCAGUAGCCGCAGCCGCAGCCGGAGCCGACGCAGGUGA
Symbiodinium sp. CCMP2592 is the source of this 492-nucleotide messenger RNA. The record is from the annotation of a GenBank genome assembly. NCBI's taxonomy places the organism in Eukaryota, Dinophyceae, Suessiales, Symbiodiniaceae.